Notodromas monacha is the source of this 6599-nucleotide messenger RNA. The record is from the annotation of a GenBank genome assembly. NCBI's taxonomy places the organism in Eukaryota, Metazoa, Arthropoda, Ostracoda, Podocopida, Cyprididae.
AGAUAUUUUGUUUUACUUGUGUUUAUUUGGUUCAGAACAUAUAUUACCCAUUACUGUCCCGGUUUUAGCUAAUAGCCAUGGCGGAGAAAAAGCAAGCGACUAUUCCGAAACCUGUGAAGUUUCUUUUUGGUGGUACUGCGGGAAUGGGUGCUACGUUGUUCGUGCAGCCGCUUGAUCUUGUCAAGAAUCGCAUGCAGCUGCAAGGUGUUGGUGGAAGUGGUCCGCGGAGAAAUACUAUCCAAGUUCUGACCGGUGUACUCAGAAACGAAGGAAUCCGUGGAAUAUAUGCAGGUCUUGGAGCUGGCUUGCUACGACAAGCCACGUACACCACAACGCGCUUGGGAGUGUACACUUGGUUGUUCGAAGUUUUCUCGAGUGAACCUGGAAAUCCCCCAUCCUUCGCUGCAAAGGCUGGAAUGGGAAUGUUUGCUGGAGCCGUAGGUGCAUUUGUUGGAACCCCUGCUGAGGUGUGUCUCAUUCGCAUGACUGCUGAUGGGCGCUUACCUGUUGCCGAGCGACGGAAUUACACGGGAGUUGUGAAUGCACUUGCCAGAAUUGCAAAAGAAGAGGGCGUGACAACCUUAUGGCGUGGGGCAGUUGCUACCAUGAACAGAGCAAUGGCUAAGCAAGGGCUCCUUUCCACUGGCUGGUUUAGGGAUAACAUAAACUUGCAUUUCUGGGCGAGUAUGAUCAGCGGUUUGGUCACCACGACCGCUUCCAUGCCAGUUGACAUUGCAAAAACCCGAAUUCAAAAUAUGAAGUACGUCGACGGUAAACCCGAAUACAAAAACGCUCUUGACGUUUUCUCCCGGGUCAUACGACAAGAAGGACUUUUCGCGUUAUGGAAAGGAUUUACUCCAUAUUAUGCUCGACUGGGUCCGCACACAGUCCUUACAUUUAUCUUCUUGGAGCAGAUGAAUAAGGCAUAUUUCAGGUCGAUCGGCGCUGAAGAGUUUGUGAAUGUUUCAAAUCUCACAGUUUCAAUCUCUGGCAUUGCCAAGCGGUUGAUUACUCCAAUCUCAACAGCUAAUCCUGAGGAUUUGAUGAGUAGUGACGAGAGUGGGCCUUCGGAGAAGACUGCUUUGCUGGACGAGGGAUUGGCGCAAGGCCCUACCAGAAGAACUCAUGGAACGGUGGACGUGUCGUCAGCUGUAAGCGACCAUUCUGACAGAGAAGAACUUGAGUUGCGUCUUGCGAGGAAUCCCUUAGUAUCUGAAGGCAUUGAAAUGAGUGCCCCUGCUGCGCCGACGUCUACCUCCAAUCCUCAGCGUCCAGCUGAGGAAACAAUCGAGCUCAAGUAUGGCGCAGAGCAUGUCAUCAAACUCUUUGUCCCCGUCUCACUUUGCAUGCUUGUUGUCGUGGCAACGAUCCGCACCAUCUCAUUCUACACUGAGAAAGGCCAGUAUUUGCCCUACACACCAUUCCACGAAGAAACUACCGACCAGGGAACCAAAGCUUGGAUGAGUGUUGCCAACUCUGCUAUCUUGAUCGGCGUGAUUGCCACGCUGACGUGCUUCUUGAUAGUUUUGUACAAGUUCCGGUGUUACAAAAUAAUUCACGGAUGGCUCUUGCUCUCAUCGCUGCUACUUUUAUUUUUCUUCAGUUACGUAUUUCUGGAAGAAGUGUUGAAAACUUAUGAAAUUCCAAUUGAUUAUGUCAGCGUAAGUUUCAUCAUGUGGAACUUCGGUGUGGUUGGGAUGGUUGCAAUUCAUUGGAAAGCUCCACUUCUGUUGCAGCAGGGAUAUUUGAUUUUUGUGGCCGCAUUGAUGGCUUUGAUUUUUAUAAAGUUUCUACCGCCCUGGACCGCGUGGGUUGUGUUGGCCUUCAUUGCGGUUUGGGAUUUGUUCGCAGUUUUGUUCCCAAAGGGUCCGUUGAGAAUUUUGGUUGAAACCGCGCAGCAGAGGAAUGAACCGCUAUUUCCUGCAUUGAUUUAUUCUUCAAAUUUGGUUGGAAUGAGCGAACCAGCACCCGGUGGGCAUGUUGGGACAGAUUGGGAAGAAGAUGAUGACGAUCGGGGUAUCAAGCUUGGAUUGGGAGACUUUAUCUUUUACAGCGUUUUAGUGGGAAAGGCUGCGUUGAGUGGGGAUUGGAAUACCACUUUAGCUUGUUUUGUUGCAAUUUUGAUCGGAUUAUGCGUCACUUUACUUCUGCUUGCGAUUUUCAGGAGGGCCUUGCCGGCUUUGCCAAUUUCAAUAUUUUUUGGAUUGGUGUUCUAUUUUGCUACGAGUAUUGUUGUUGCGCCGUUUUGUAACAUGCUCUCCGCUAAGCAGUGCAAUUCGUAUCGUUAUGCUGUUAAUGAUGGGGCAGAGGAAGGUUUUGUCCUGUGGGCUUACAAAGCUAGUGUUUUACGUCUGAUCUUCUUCUAUAUCUUUAAUGUGCUCUUCCUUGGAUUUCCGUUGGUUCUGGCCUAUUGGAGGCCGGAUUGGGCUAUUGCAUGGAAGUUUCAGCAAUGUUCGCUGAUGGAGGCCGAAGUCAUCUAUAUUCAGGAUGCCGCUAAUCAAGUUCACAUUGUCAAGAUGGAAGUUUUGAAGCUGCCAAUCGAGGAAGGUGUGCGUCAGUUCAUCGAAGAAGUGGUUCGAAUGGGUAUUAUUCCAUCAACGUGCAUUGAGAGUCAGAACGAAGAAGAAGAAGAAUCAAAUGAGUCUUCGAGCGUUUUGUCAGAAGAAACUCCGAGCGUCCUCACGCGUUUAAUAUCUCGCGAGGAAAGUGAUCCAUCAUUCAGCCUGCGCUUCUUUGUUUUCCGACAUCGAAAAUUUGUUUGGGAUCGUGGAAACGACAGGUUCUGCCAAAUGACUGGCAUGGCUGACCAGAACGUAAAAAUUAGCACCUUGGUGAACAUUUCGGAGGGAUUGGAUGCGGAGGAGCAAGCUUUCAGGCAGAAAUUAUUUGGUCAAAACUCCGUCAAUGUGGAAAUCAAAUCCUACUUCACCCUCCUGUUCACUGAAGUUGUGAAUCCUUUCUACAUUUUCCAAGUUUGUUCCAUUAUUCUCUGGAGCUUGGAUAACUACCUGUUCUAUGCAACCUGUAUUCUGCUUAUAUCAACCUUUUCGAUUGGGGUUUCGCUGUAUGAAACACGACAGCAAAGCGUUGUGCUGCACGACAUGGUCAGUGCAUCGAACUUGGGAACCGUACAAGUUUUGCGCCACAAUGGAGUGGUUGAAGAGAUAUCUUCCAUGAUGUUGGUUCCUGGUGAUAUUCUGGUGAUUCCUCCAAAUGGCUGCCUGAUGACAUGUGACGCAGCAUUAAUUCGAGGGACGUGUAUUGUUAACGAAUCUAUGCUAACAGGAGAAAGUGUUCCUGUCACUAAAACGGCUGUUACUCAGUGUGAAGAUCAAGAGAUGUAUUCCGCUGAUGGACACAAAAGACAUACAUUGUUUUCAGGGACUACAGUGAUUCAAACUCGUUUCUAUGGGCAUGACAAGGUGCUGGCCGUUGUGGUCAGAACCGGCUUUGAGACUUCUAAAGGAGAACUGGUUCGUUCUAUACUCUAUCCUAAACCAAUGAAAGGAUUCAGCUUCUACCUUGACUCCAUGAAAUUUGUUUUGAUCCUAUUCUGCCUUUCGGCGAUGGGAAUGGUGUACGUGAUUUAUCUGUACAUUGAGAGAGGAGCUGAACUCUCGAGGAUCUUAUUGCGAAGCCUGGAUAUCAUCACUGUUGUUGUACCGCCGGCAUUGCCUGCUGCAAUGACCGUUGGGACCGUGUAUGCGCAAAACCGGCUGAAGAAACAAAGUAUUUUUUGCAUAUCUCCUCCGCGUAUCAACGUCAGCGGAAAAUUGAAGCUUUUCUGUUUUGAUAAGACUGGAACACUGACUGAAGAAGGAUUGGAUUUGUGGGGUGUUGUUCCAGCAGAGGAUGCAAGGUUUUUGAGUCCGGUAAUGCAUCCUUGUCCACCGUUCCUCAGAAAAGAAAGUCAUAUCAUGACAGCUUUAGCGUGCUGCCAUUCUCUAACAAUAAUCGAUGGCAGCUUGACCGGUGAUCCGUUGGAUGUCAAGAUGUUCGAAGCAACGCGAUGGGAGUUGGAGGAACCGGAAUCUGUGUCGGAAGAGUCUCGAUUUGAUCUGCUUGUACCCUGUAUUGUGAGGCCACCGAAUCCAUCCGGAUUUCGCAGAAGUGAGCUUUCUGCCAUGGGAAAAGCGUCAUUGCUUCCCAAAAAUUCCGAGGAACAACUGGUUGAUUUGUCUCCACAAAAAGGGGAAAAGGUUAUGAAGGAGUGUUCCACAAGUGAGGGGGAUAAUGUGCUGAGUGUUCAACCUCCCACCUCGGAAGAGUAUGAAGAUUUCAGUCUUAUGGACGAGACCGAAUUUCAAAUUCCGUAUGAAGUUGGUAUUGUCCGCCAAUUUCCGUUCACCUCCAGUCUACAACGAAUGUCCGUGAUAACUCGAACUUUGGGGAAGCCAAAUAUGGAGUUCUACUGUAAAGGAGCUCCGGAAAAAAUCGUGGGCUUGUGCAACGAAAAGUCACUGCCGAUACAUUUUCAAAGGCGUUUGGAGCAAUUCACUGUUUUGGGCUUUCGUGUGAUAGCAUUGGCAUUUAAGGAACUUGACAGGAAAGUCACAUGGCAUCAUUGUCAACGAGCCAAGAGAGAAUCCUUCGAGGAAAACCUGCAAUUUCUCGGAUUUUUGGUGCUUCAAAACACUUUGAAGGGUGAAACAACGCCAGUUAUUAAGGAACUCACGAAUGCCCGAAUCAAAUCUGUUAUGGUGACUGGUGAUAAUCUGCAUACUGCCAUAUGCGUCGCAAGAGAGUGCACGAUGGUUGCCGCGGGAGAACACGUGGUGAUAGUGAAUGCCGGUGUCCCGGGGGAAGGUUCACUUCAACAACCUCCAUGGAUAGCGUUUGAACUUGCCGAUAUCCCCUCUCUUCCCACCCCUACGUUUGAUGGGAAUUCGUUUCACGAGUUCCAGCGAACGCAGUCAAUGAUCGGAAAUGGUGAAGGAACGAAGUUUUCCACUGAGGAACCCGUUGUCUACGCGAUGAACGGGAAAGUGUGGAGCAUUUUGAGGAGUCACUUUCCCUACUUGAUUGCGCCAAUUCUGAUGAAAGCGAAGAUUUUUGGCAGGAUGGCGCCGGAUCAAAAGGCACAACUAAUCGAAGCGUAUCAAGAGUUGGGAUUCAUUGUUGGCAUGUGUGGUGAUGGAGCAAAUGAUUGUGGGGCACUGAAGACGGCUCACGUGGGAAUUAGUUUAUCCGAAGCGGAGGCUUCUGUUGCCGCCCCGUUCACGUCAAAAAUAACCAACAUUCAGUGUGUACCCAUCGCAAUCAGAGAAGGCAGAUGUGCUCUAGUCACUUCAUUUGGAGCCUUCAAGUACAUGGCCUUGUACUCGCUCGUGCAAUUUUUUUCGGUUCUCAUUCUCUACACUCGCAAGACGAAUCUUGGAGACACUCAGUAUCUCUACAUUGAUUUGUUCAUCACGGGUACGGUUGCUGUCCUCAUGGGUCAUUCUCAGGCGUACCCGACAUUGAACAAGAAGAGACCUCCUGGAAGCCUAGUGAGCCCGCGGAUCAUUGCUUCUCUCGUCGUUCAUUCAUUGCUGUCAUCUGGAGCUCAGUUGGGAGCAUUUUAUAUCCUUACUCGGCAGCCGUGGUUUGUACCGAUCACAGCGAAUUCUCCGGAAGAAGUGAUUCAAUGCUGGGAAACGACAGUUGUAUUCCUUGUGAGCUCGUUCCAGUACCUCACACUAGCCGUGGUAUUUUCGAGAGGACCUCCCUUCAGGAAACCGCUGUACACCAAUUACUUAUUUUUGUUCGCUCUGCUUGUGCUGGGGAGUUUCAACGCAUUUUUACUCCUGUAUCCAGUGGAGCCAUUCAUUUCAUUUUUCGAAUUACAAACAAAUGCUGAAGGGCCGGUCAACCUUUUGACUUUCAGGUUGACGCUGCUCAUAGUCCCGUCUGCCCAUGCCAUAGUUGCCUUCUUAAUUGAGCUGUUGCGAGUGAUCGGUACUGCUUUUCAGAAUCAAGCCAUAGAAAGAAAGUGGUUCCGGAAGUUCAUGAGAUCACUGGUUCCGAAAAAAGUACCCAAAAAUCGGUACAAGUUGCUUGAAAAGCAGUUGGUUUCUAUGGGUGACCGAUGGCCGCCGGUAGUUGGUAAGAAAUUGUACCCGGAUGACGAAGAACUUGCUGACUUCGAUGGUGAAAAAUUAAAAGAGCUGGGCAGUGAUUGGACAAGCUGUCCUUACGAUAUAAGCCACAUUGUGCUGAAAUCCCGUCUUCCGUUUCACUUGGCGCGCAAUCAUGCUAAUAGCAGUGAGAUGAGCGUUUGUUGCUUUGACGCAUUACACGUGAUCAGAAAGGAGCAGUUGGAGGAGCAUGAGAAGAAUUGUCCUAAGAGAGCUCUGUUCGAAGACCUUUCGGCUGUCAAUUGUGGAACUCAUGCGACCCUCGAAACGUUUGAUUGCGUUGGAAAUGAGGUGGUCAGUGAAGAGAUGUGGGGUAUGGAAACCAAUAUCGUUAUUUUGCCCAGUGUGAAGGAUUCGCAUUACCAAAAAAGGCCGCUGAUGAAUCGCCCGAAGUACGAGAAGAGGAUCAUCAGGAAUCAAUUUGCCGAAAAGAAGGUAGCUGAUUUUGCGAAAAUGUUGGAUGCUCCCAAGGAAGACGGAUAG